Messenger RNA from Macadamia integrifolia, 1077 nucleotides. RefSeq names its product endochitinase EP3-like. NCBI's taxonomy places the organism in Eukaryota, Viridiplantae, Streptophyta, Magnoliopsida, Proteales, Proteaceae. Gene Ontology annotation, biological process: carbohydrate metabolic process; cell wall macromolecule catabolic process; chitin catabolic process. The transcript is spliced from 2 exons. The coding region runs from base 64 to 915 and encodes 283 amino acids. Gene Ontology annotation, molecular function: chitin binding; chitinase activity. The record is from RefSeq and is a predicted model, not a curated record.
CUCUACUCUUUUCUUAUCAUCUCAAUUCCCAGACUUCCUCAAUUGCCUUGCCAUUCUUCAUCAAUGGGUAAUCCCAAGAUGGUAGCUGCCCAUACAAUCAGGAAAAGCCUAUUUGUCCUCACUUUGGCCGGAGUUUUAGCCGGACUGUUGUUGGCAAAUUCUGCCAUGGCCCAGAAUUGUGGCUGUGCAUCAGACCUCUGCUGUAGCAAGUAUGGGUAUUGUGGCACCAGCGAGGCUUAUUGUGGCUCUGGAUGCCAAGAAGGUCCUUGCAAUGCUCCACCUCCUACUAACGAUGUAGUGGUGGCUGAUAUUGUGACACAAGGCUUCUUUGAUGGGAUAAUUGGUCAAGCCGACUCAUCUUGCGUUGGCAAGAGCUUCUAUACUCGUGAUGCAUUCCUUGAAGCCCUUAAUUCGUAUUCGAGUUUCGGCAGAGUGGGAACAACUGAUGAUUCUAAGCGUGAGAUCGCUGCUUUCUUCGCCCAUGUAACCCACGAAACUGGACAUUUCUGUUAUAUAGAAGAGAUAGAUGGUGCUUCGAAGGAUUAUUGUGAUGAGACGAGUACGCAGUACCCAUGUGCCGCUGGCAAGGGUUACUAUGGCCGGGGACCGCUGCAGCUAUCGUGGAACUAUAACUAUGGGCCUGCAGGAAAGAGCAUAGGAUUUGAUGGGCUAAAUACUCCUGAAACUGUGGCCAACGAUGUUGUUAUUUCAUUCAAGACAGCAUUGUGGUAUUGGAUGAACAAUUGUCACUCAAUCAUAACCUCUGGUCAAGGGUUUGGACCAACAAUUCGAGCCAUUAACGGAGCACUUGAAUGUGAUGGUCAUAACCCUGCAACUGUGCAAGCUCGUGCUCAGUAUUACACAGAUUAUUGUGACCAAUUUGGUGUGUCACCUGGUGACAACCUCACCUGCUAAUAAUAUAUUACACAUUUCUUUUUUUUUAGUUGAAUUUUGUGUUUUCUUAAUAAAUUUUUGUUAGAACUCUCUAUGGGUUUGAGUUUGAAACCCUAUUGAGGAAACCACACAGGAAAAACAAGAACACAAAUCUAAUAAAAUUAUGGAGGAUCGAUUUGUACC